AUGGAGUCGCCGGCCGAUUAUCCAGAGUCCACGACGGACGGGGAAGAUGUGGCAUAUCCGUGCAAAGGAUGUGGAGAUAUCCUCGAGGAAGGGAAAGCAUUCGAACUUGCUGGCAAUCGAUGGCACUUGAAUUGCUUUCGAUGCAAUACGUGCGGAACCCUACUCGACUCCGAUGCGAACCUCCUCCUCCUCGGCGAUGGGUCCCUCAUAUGCAAUAACUGUACAUAUAGCUGCAGUGCCUGUGGCAAUAAAAUCGAGGACCUAGCUAUUCUUACUGGUGACCAGGCUUUCUGCGCGACUUGUUUUCGAUGUCGAAACUGUAAGCGCAAAAUCGAAAACCUCCGAUAUGCUCGCACAUCGCAAGGGAUAUUCUGUAUGAGCUGUCACGAAUCCCUCAUGGCACGGCGCAGGAAAAAAUCAAGAGCUGCGGCCAAAUUAAAAAAAGAAGACCUGUCACCAAUGCUGGUCGAUAAAUCUUUGCCUGCUCUUCCACCCAACGCUGCACCGGAAACUUCCUAUUCUCCCGACCAUGAAACCCCUGACUCCCAGGACGCAGAGACUCCGACUGAGCUGUCACCAAGAACUCGUCCAGGCGCUACACGCAAUGACUCUUCGUCACAAAAGAGUUCCAGGCGCGCUCGUGAGCAGUCGCCAGAGCGACCCUCGAGUGAUGCACAACCUGGAGAAGGGUUGACCCUUCCAACGACAACAUACCGCAGCAAUCGACAUUCUGCAGUUUCGCAGGUUUCAGACCUCACCGGUGGCGAUGGCGAGAGCUUUUUCAUUCCACUUGCCCUGGAUCCGAACCCUGCCCAGAGUAUGUCCCCACGCGCAACAUCGGAAAGUUGGGCCGAUCCAGCGAUGCGAAGCAAGGAGAAUAAGCCACCCGAGAAGGACCACUUUGGGACCAAGAGUAACGGGAGAGCCCCAUCUGAGGUAGCAAGGAGAGAUUCAUCGACACCGCAUACACCACAUAUCGCCUUACACGACAGAGGCCGACAAGCAUCCACAGACGAGGCGGCUCACAUCAGGGACAGCCUGCGAAGAGCUGCUGCAGGAGGCAAGUCUUCAUCUGCGAAGGCAUCGCCGGCCAUCGGUAGUGAUGAUAUCCGAGUACAACAUGCGGCGCAUUCAUCGAAGCCCUCGAAUGCCAACGAUAACAAGAGCCAGAGUGCAAGCGAGAAAUUUCGCUUAGGAGAAGCUCCGAAGGGGAAGAAGGCUGGCACUCCAGGGAGUCUCAAUUCCCCAACGGAACUCAGCGACAGUAGUAAGACACUUCGAUCUUCAAGUUCGGCAUAUUCUUUACCGCCACGGACAGAUUCUUAUGCUAGUACCGCGAAGACCGAUGCACCGAAACAAAAGCUUAACAACGAAAAGAUUCCAACACCUCGAUCUUCCCAAGACUCGAGAGCAAUUGAGGAAUUCGAUUCUUGCAGAUCUACAGAAUUAAACAAACCUCCGGUCCAGAUCGAGCGAAUGGACUCGGGUGCUACCGGAAGAUCGAUUCCCCGCAAAGAGAUUGCCCAAGGAGUGAUGAAGAAGACCAUGAGCUCUGUUGGUUCAUCUUCCGAGACAGAAAGCUCACCUUCAUCGACGUCUUCCGAUGCUUCUGGCCUCACGUCAACCGUCAAUGGUAAAACGAUCUCGGGUCCCGUGUCGUGGAAAUCUUCAGCGGACGACCUCGCGCCCCCAAGCCGUGCCCCAAAUCGACCUGUUCCUCCUUCACAAAAGCCCAGCGACUCCUACAUGACCCCCAGAGCACCGCCAGCACCGCCAGCGCCUCCGGCACCUCCGGCAACUUCUCCACAUUUGGCCAAAGAUUCGAUGAGCUCUGCUAGCGUUAAGCCAGCCUCACCAGCACUUCCAAGAUGGAGCUCUGGCGGGGACUUCACAAUGGAUGAAGAUAUGGCACGGAUACUGGGUGGAACAGAGGAAAGCUCCCAGUCGAUCCUUCGACGUGUCUCAAAUGCCGUUCGUCACGGAAGGACUGCAAGUGAGGUCAGCAAUGGUCGUCAAUCCGGACACGGACGGAGUUUCAGCGAAACCACUCGGACAAGCCAAUCGCCGCGCUGGCCCUCAAUUCCAAUCACUGAAGAUCCGAGUGCCGCUCAAAUCAGCAGUCCAAUAUCAGUCCACACUCCUCACUCCGCUCAUGAUCCAGCGCUAUUGCGACGACAACUUAGGAACUCGGAACAACGGGUAGCAGAGCUUGAGCGUCAAUUCACUAACGAGAAAGACCUGAACACUCUGAACAAGAAGCUGAUGGAGAAGCGCAAGACUGUAUCGGUUUUGGACUCUCAAACAGAGAUUAUGAUUCGCCAACUGGAAGUCUUGGCCGGAUACGUGGAGCGAGCCACAGACUCGGAAGAACCAAUCAAUAUUCCGGAGCUGGAGGAUUCUUGUAUCAAGGACUUUGUUGAAAAGCUCGAGCAACUGAAGCAUGACAUGUCAGGUGCUGUGGAGUCUCUUUACGAGGAACGAAAUGAUCUCUUGGAAGAGAAGAAUCACAUUAUAGCCGAUCGCGAUCGAGCUUUGAUCGAGUUUGAGCAGCUUUCCUCGAAGAAUGCCCAGCUUGCAGAUAUGAACAAUGAUCUAACUCACCAGAUUCAAGAACGAUUCAAGGCACAAAGCGGCAAUGGCUUUGAUGGCCCGAGACCGCUGAUGAAUGGCUUGGGAAUCUACACUAACCAUAACAAAGACAAGUCAAUUGCCUCAAGUAUCUCGGCUCCUUUGGAUGACGCAAGCCUCCGACCAGCUGCUAGUAGCACAGCAACUAUGCAUGGCUCGGCAGGGUCCGUCAACUACUACCCGCAGGCUAUGGAGCAGGAUCCAAUUAUGGAACCAGCUACAGUUCUCUCGGCACCCCAUGUAGUCAACAUCCGGAAGGGUCAAGCUAAGAAGUUCAAUUGGAAGAAGGGGGGGCAGACAGUUGCCAAGGGUGUUACCAAAGGUUUCAAGGGCGCAUUCGCCUCCGUGCAACAGGAACGAUCGCAAAACUGGCAGGGUCAGACCGGCGACAGUAUUGGGCUACCUUACAACAUGACUGUCCAGGCUGUUGAGACCGCCGGGGGAUCAUCUGGCAGUCUUCCGAGGUCGACUUCCAACGAUCCUUCUAGACAAGGUGGCUUUGGUCUGUUCAAGAAGUCAAAUACCAUGCCCAAAUCCGUGUCAAAUGACAACAUUCCCGCCGCCGAGCCUCCUUCUACACUGUUCGGGUCGGAACUAGUGGAACGGGCCGAUUACGAACGUCGACAGAUUCCUAGCGUCGUGACUCGCUGCAUUGAAGAAGUUGAGUUGCGUGGAAUGGAUGCCGAGGGAAUUUACCGAAAAACCGGAGGUAGCGGACAAGUCAAGAUCGUGCAGGAAGGAUUUGAACGGACGGAUGACUUCGAUGUCUCCGACCCCGAAUUGGAUAUUACUGCCGUCACCAGUGUUCUCAAACAGUACUUCAGGAAACUUCCAACGCCUCUCUUGACCUUCGAUGUUUACGACCGGAUUCUGGAAUCAAUCACCAUCGACAACGCCAAUGAGCGAUGUGCGCACUUGAAGAAGACUUUCGGUAUGCUGCCCGACAAGCAUCGCGACUGUCUUGAAUUCUUGAUGUUCCACUUGUCCCGGGUCGCAACAAGAGAAAGCGAGAAUCUGAUGACACCUAAAAACCUCGCAGUUGUCUUUGCACCAACCAUCAUGCGAGACCACAGUCUGGAGCGCGAAAUGACCGACAUGCACAACAAGAAUAUCGCAAUGCAGUUCAUCAUCGAGCACAGCCACCAGAUCUUCGGUCAAUAA
Messenger RNA from Drepanopeziza brunnea f. sp. 'multigermtubi' MB_m1, 3789 nucleotides. Lineage: Eukaryota; Fungi; Ascomycota; Leotiomycetes; Helotiales; Drepanopezizaceae. The record is from RefSeq and is a predicted model, not a curated record.